This is a messenger RNA of Hemicordylus capensis (graceful crag lizard), 2221 nucleotides long. Its product is annotated as kelch-like protein 3. Gene Ontology annotation, molecular function: protein binding. Lineage: Eukaryota; Metazoa; Chordata; Lepidosauria; Squamata; Cordylidae. The transcript is spliced from 5 exons. The record is from RefSeq and is a predicted model, not a curated record. Bases 242 to 2062 code for a protein of 606 amino acids.
GAUCCAGCACCAAGCGGUCACCUGCGGGGAGCCCUAGGGAUGGCAAGGGGUAGUGAAAGGGGCCAACCUGCUGAGCGGGCGGAGCCAAGCGUGACAUCAGCAGACGGGCAGGGCAAUAUCUUUGGCCAUUGAUGGUGCCGGUUUUUCAGUGAAACACCACAUAUCCCUUGCUAGUGCAUGACCACGUUGGUCCUCCACUUUGCCUCCGCUUUCCCGUCAUCUCUCAGCCAUUGCCCGAAUCAUGAGCACCAGCCAAAGGAAGGGGGCGCUGGCAACUUUCAAGCCGAGGCCUCUGGGCCUGAAAGAAGGUCUAGCAGGCAUGUACCACGAAGAGCUGCUCUGCGAUGCCACCCUCGUAGUGGACGGCCAAAGGUUUCGUUGCCACAGAGCACUGCUGGCAGCCGUGAGCCCAUACUUUCGGGAUCUUUUCACCAAAACCUGCAAGGAGUCCAGUGGGGGAGAAGUUCUUCUCCAGGAUGUCACACCAUCUGUUGUCCGAAGCAUCCUGAAAUAUAUCUACACCGAGGAGCUGUCCCUCACCCCUGAGCAGGGGGCCUCCCUUUUCGCAGGGGCCAGUCGGCUACAGGUGAUUCCACUUCAAGAUGUCUGCUCCAGGUACCUUGUGUCCAAUCUCUCCAUCCAGAACUGGCUUGAGAUGUAUUCCUUGGCUCAGGCCCACAAGAGCGGGCCUCUGCUUCACGCCAUCAUCCAAGUCCUCAGCAGGGAUUUCGAGACCGUCGCUGAAAAAGAGGAUUUCCAGCAGCUGGAUUCUAGCACCCUCAUCGCCCUCAUCUCCUCCAGUCACCUCGCGGUGGCCUCCGAACUCAAAGUCUACCAAGCCGUGCGGCGCUGGGUGCAGUUCCAACCGAGCACACGUGGCCCCCUCCUCGGUGUGCUCAUGCGCCACGUCCGUCUCCCCCUCCUCACUCCAGGGGAGCAAGCCGAAUUCCAGAGAGACCUCGAGGUGUGGGGAGAUCUCGACCUGCAGUGGAAGGAGAUGAAAGGCGAAGAGAGACUGCAGCGGAGCGGGGGACUCCGGCAAGGCAUGUGCAAGCCGCAUAUCCUGAGCAUUGACACACAGAUGUGGGGACAGCAGCCGCCGGAGACCGACGAGCCACACAUGGGCUGCUACGAUCCCCAGACGGAAAUGUGGGAGAAGCUCCCCGGGUUGCGGCUCUUGUCACACGCGUGUUGCACGGCGGACGGAGACACGGUGUAUCUCUCCGGCGGCGUCUACAAAAACGCCUAUUCGACCGCUGCCUACGAGUUCAGCUCCUUCAAAGGGUACUGGGUGCAGCUGCCCUCCAUGGCCGUGCCCCGUAUUGCGCACGCCUUCCUCUUCUGCAACCGCAAACUCUUCGCCAUAGGAGGCUGGCAGAAGUUCCAGACUUUCCUCGGCUCGGGCGAGAGCUUCGAUCUCUCAACGGAGACAUGGUCCAACAUCCCCAAGCUUCCAUUUGCACUCAGCCACCCGGCCUCGAGCGUCUUCCGGAGCAAGAUCUACCUCUGCGGGGGCGCGACGGGCAUUUCGGCUCAAUGGCUGUUCCACCGCGGGUUGUUGAUCUACGAGACCAGUUCCACCACUUGGAGUCAGGUGCCCCUCUCGACGGGGUUCUUUGCCGCAGGGGCUGUGCCGGUGGAGAACGGAAUCUACGUCAUUGGCGGCUACGCCGAGAAGAAAACCCGGGAAUGGGUGGAAGGGACCCUUGCGCCCGAGAACCGCCACAGCACCCGCAGAUGCUUCUUUGUCAACGAGACUGGCAGGAUAAGCCACAAUAGCGGCAUCCCCAAAUUGCCACAAGGGAUUGCCAAUGCGGGCGUGAUCAGCUGCGGCAAACGGAUCUAUGUUUUAGGAGGAGAGGACUUAAACCAGUGCUACAAAACGAUCUACUACUGGGAACCUGGGGAGCCCCGGUGGCAUCGGAGCCUGACCGAAAUCCCGGUGUCCCGCGAGGGCAUCAGCAGGUUUGCAUGCACAGCCCUGCAGCGACCCAUACCUCACAUCCUCCAGCUUUUCCAGCAACCCUCUCUUGUUCCGGUGGCUGCUGUCAGCAGAAAGUAGUCCUCUGUAUUUAACUUUUGAGUAAUCCAAAAGAAAAAAGAAAAUCAAGUGGGUGCAUGCAGAAUAAUAGUAAAAUGAUGGGUGGUCUCCAUGGACUGGUUGUGAGGUGUGCUGUGGAAUUCACUGCAACAAGAUACAAUAGCUAUGAAUUUACCAUAA